Messenger RNA from Aspergillus caelatus, 1884 nucleotides. RefSeq names its product SUN family protein UTH1 (gene sun1). Gene Ontology annotation, biological process: fungal-type cell wall organization. Gene Ontology annotation, cellular component: cell surface; fungal-type cell wall. The transcript is spliced from 4 exons. Bases 478 to 1728 code for a protein of 416 amino acids. The record is from RefSeq and is a predicted model, not a curated record. NCBI's taxonomy places the organism in Eukaryota, Fungi, Ascomycota, Eurotiomycetes, Eurotiales, Aspergillaceae.
GCCACACGCGCACACACACUCUUUAGUUUAGUUUAGUUUAGUUCCCCCUGGAAGGGUCUGCACGUCUUGUCCCUCUUUUAGCCCCUGGGCGACUGACCGACGAAGUUUAAUUCUCUCUUUUCAUCUCCCUCUCAACUCCCUCUGUUCCUCGCGAUCCUCCACAUUUUACUCCUCUUCCCCCAGAGCGUUUCAUUUAUUCCGCUUUCGCCUGUUGACCUAUUGAAGUUUCCCAUCCGACCAGAGAGACUUGUUUCUCUCUCGCACACUCAUUUGGAAACCUCGUCUGUGAUUCGCUCCUUGAAAAUUCACUUCGUGCCUCUAUUAGAUUUACAGCGACAGCACUUCUGCAACUUCAACCUCUGUACAGACCUUGAUCGAAGCGCGCACCGGGUUUUGCUAUAACGUUGAUUCAAAACCGGAAGCAAGGUUCAAAUAUUGAAGGACCCGUGAUUAAAUUUCCAACUUAACACAAACACGAUGAAGUUCAACUCGGUUAUUCUCACCUUGGCGACGGCUGGUUCCCUCGUGGCCGGUCAGCACCACAACGCCCACCGUCAUCACCACAAGCGUACCGUUGACACUCAGGUCAUCGAGGCCAACGGUGUCACUGUUAUCCAGUACGAAUACCAAGGCCAAGUGGUCACCAGUGAGUGGGUGUGCGAGAAAAUCCGGGCCGGAGAGGUGAAGUACAAGGAUGGCCAACCCAAUUAUGAUCCCUGCCAACCUACCGCCUCUUCCUCUACCGUAUCUUCCUCUACCGCCGCUGCUGCUCCCACACAAGCACCAGCAGAAUUUGUGGAGACUUCCUCCGCCACUCCAGCUUCGUCGUCCAGCUCCUCAGCAACCUCUUCGUCCGCUGCUUCCUCGAGCACCCCCACGCAGUCGAGCAGCUCUGGUGCUACGGGCUUGGAUGCCGACUUCCCUGAUGGAGAGAUUGACUGCAGUACUUUCCCAUCUGCCUAUGGUGCCGUCGCUCUUAAAUACCUGAAGCUCGGUGGCUGGUCCGGUAUUCAGUAUGUUAAAGUAUCUGGCAGUGUUGUGACCGAUAUUGUCACUGCUGUGAGUGGUGACAGUUGCACUGACGGAGCCAUGUGCUCGUACGCUUGCCCCGCUGGUUAUCAGAAGUCUCAAUGGCCCAGCACUCAGGGCUCCACCGGCCAGUCCGUUGGUGGCCUCCAAUGUAAGAAUGGCAAGCUCUACCUUACUAACCCCACACUCUCCAAGAAGCUUUGCAUUGAGGGCACUGGUGGUGUUCAUGCUCAGAACAAGCUCGGCGUGGAGAUUGCCAUUUGCCGUACCGACUACCCUGGUACCGAAGCUGAGACCAUCCCUCUGGCCCUUGGCGACAAUGAGCUUCAGCCCUUGACUUGCCCUAACGGCAACAAAUACUUCAAAUGGCAGGGCAAGGUUACCUCCGCUCAGUACUAUGUCAACCCAAAGGGCACCAGCACCGAGGAGGGCUGCCAGUGGGGUGAUGGCUCCAAGCCUAUCGGUAACUGGGCUCCUAUCAACCUUGGUGUCGGUGAGAACAAUGGCAAGUGGCUUUCUAUUUUCCAGAACAGCCCCACCACCAGCGUGAAGCUCAACUUCAACAUUAAGAUUCAAGGAGACAACCUCAGUGGAUCUUGUAAAUAUGAGAACGGCAAAUUCAUCUCUGAGACCGGCAGCAAUGACUCUGGUUGCACUGUCGAAGUGUUGUCUGGCGAGGCCACAUUUGUCUUCUAUUAAAUAACCUGACGAUACUGCAUCGCUGCAAACGGGCACGUCCGCUACGUGACUUGGCCACUAUCAACCGGCUGGACUGGCCUGGGUAAAUAGAUCGCCGGCUCCUUUCAUGCCAUGUCGCCUUCAUGAUCUGAAGUCCAGUUGCUUGCUUUCUUCUGU